Cydia pomonella (codling moth) is the source of this 2314-nucleotide messenger RNA. Its product is annotated as synaptic vesicle glycoprotein 2A-like. Gene Ontology annotation, molecular function: transmembrane transporter activity. Gene Ontology annotation, biological process: transmembrane transport. The transcript is spliced from 13 exons. The record is from RefSeq and is a predicted model, not a curated record. Lineage: Eukaryota; Metazoa; Arthropoda; Insecta; Lepidoptera; Tortricidae. Gene Ontology annotation, cellular component: membrane. Bases 369 to 2312 code for a protein of 647 amino acids.
GUCUAGUUAGUGGCACAGUUUCACAGUUCCUUGUUCUAUCAGUGUUGCAAAAAUUGGUGAAUACAUUAAAACUGUUUCACUGAAUAAUGUGAAUUGUGUUGAUUGUAAGACUUGGUUUUAACUAUGUUUUGUGAUUGUGAACGAGUGAAAAUGUGUUUUGAUAAAAAGCGCAUCAGGUCCUAAGUUCAAUUAAAUUAUUGCAAAUCUGCAAUUCUGCACACGACACGAGCGAUUCUAAAAUCACAAUGUAAUAAAUGUAUAUACAUAUAAAACAGCGUAGCACCGCUUUCAGUGUUAAAUAACGAAAGAAGCUAAACUUGCUUAGUAAAUGCUUCAAAUUAUGUGUCACAUAACAGCGAGCGAGAAGCAUGGCGGAGGAACAGGCGUGCCUCGUGCGCGCUCGCUCUGACUCCGACUCGCCCAAGAGCUUUGGGUCCAUAGCUCGCACCAUGGCUUACACAGAGGACAGACUGACUGGUAAGUCCUACGGAUCAGGUGAGCCGGGUGCAGUCAGCAUGACUGUCAAUCCACCAGAACCCAUGGACAAUGAGAGUGGAGAGCUCAUAGACUACAGCGACACCAGCGCCUUAGACCAGUUCCACGAGGACGCGCUGCGACAGGCCGGCUGCGGUAUAGCCCAACUGAAGGUGUAUCUAGCAUGCAGCCUCGCGCUCGCCGGCGCGACCUUGGAACUUUCGGCGGUGCCCUUCGUGCUACCCUCGUGUGAGAUCGAGCUGUGCAUACUGCCACACGAGAAGAAUUGGCUUGUGCUGAUCAGCCUGGUGGGCGGGUCGCUGGGCGGCGCGGGCUGGGGCGCGCUGGGCGGGCGGCUGGGCCGGCGCCGCGCGCUGCUGUCGGCGCUGGCCGUCAACGCCGUGUUCGCCGCCGUGGCCGCCUUCAUGCCCACCUACGGCACCUUCAUGAUGGCCCGAUUCUGCUCGGCCAUUGGUUCAGGGGGGCUGGUGCCGACGUGCUACGCCUACUGCCACGAGCUGUCCCCGCGGCCGCCGCGCCGCCGCCUGCUGGCCGCGCUGGUGGCGGCGCACGGCGUGGGCGCCCUGCUGGCGGCUGCCCUCGCACAUGCUGUGCUACCACCGACUGGAGCUGAUGCUUUGUUAGACGAUAAGGAGCAUUUCUCUGCGUGGCACAGGUAUUUGCUGUUGUGUACGUUGCCAAUCCUCGCAUCGCUCGUGUCUCUGAUAUGGGCGCAAGAAUCGCCGCGGUACUUGCUCGAUGUCGGCAGGGAAGUUGACGCCAUGCUCGUUUAUCAGAGCAUCCACAGCAGCAACCAGGCGGGCUGGUGCGUGUCGGGCGCGGCGGAGUGCCGGCCCGGGGCGCUGCAGCUGCCUCCGAAACGACCCGCCGCGCUUCACUACGUGCGCCACACCGUCAAGAUGUUCUGGCAAGCCUACUUCCAGCUGUUUUCGAGUGCGUACAGAAACACUACGUUUUCUCUCGGCGGGGUGAUGCUCUUCUCCAUGGCUAUUCAGUUCUUCCUAGCCUCACACAUACCUUCAGCCGUCCUGUCCAUCGAGAACCAAGAAUUCGAAGCGUCGAAAGUAAUAAUCGAAAACACGACAUACGAGAACCGGCACUUCAACGAGACGCUCGAAAACGUCGAAUAUCGGAACGUGACGUUCAAUAAAUGCACGUUCAGAGAUAUGAUGCUAUCACACGUGGCGUUUAGGAACUGUUCGUUCUUCGAUGUGGCGUUUUCUAAUAUCAAGACCUCUUAUGCGUACUUCACUGGCUCGCUGUUUGUUAAUACUACCAUAAUUGACACAGACAUAACAGUGGGGCGCGAGAUCGACGCGUGGUCCGAGCUGCGCCACUCCACCGUGCGCGGCAUGCGCCUCGCCUGCCUGCGCGAGGCGCCGCUCACGUGGCGCCUCGCCGGCGCGCUGAGGGAACAGGCCCACGCGGCGCUAGCUACUAUAUUAGCUGGCUUAUUUGCCGCUAUUUUUGCCCCUACGCUGGCUUUAAGCGGGAAAUUUUCACCUAAAGUGAUCCUUUGCGCGAUAUGUGUCUUGCUGUCUCCCUCUAUAUACGUGGUGCAGAGCGAGACAGCGCUAUACGUGGUGGAGGCCGUAUACAGGGUGUUCCUGACUCUGGUGUUCUACAUAGCUUGCGUGGGGAUCGUGGACUCAUAUCCUGCUAAUUUGAGAUGCACAGCCCACGGGCUAAUAAUGUCGGUGGCGUACAUGGGCGGAGCAAUAGUGCGGGGGCUGUGGGCCGCGCCGCCCGCCGCCGCCGCCGUCUUGUGCGCCGUCUGUGCUGUCGCCGCCGCCGCCAGCGCGGCCCGCGUCAGAUAGAG